UAAUCAGGCGACCGAUAUAGCCUAAUGAGCGUUGGUGGUGAUUUUAAAGUUGGGCAAAGAAAUGGGUGAUGGAUAUGGGGAUUUGGUUGAGUGUGGCUCUAAACCAAAAACGUAGAAAGCUUUCAGAAUCAACACAUAAUUUGUUUGCUUUAUUAUCUUCAUCACUUUCACCACCAGUGCAAGUGGACUUUUAAGCGCAAAAACCCAUCUUGAAAACUAUGGAAGCUAUGUGCAGAGUUAGCACAUUGACAUGGGCUCACUCCAUCUCUCAUUCUCUUCACAUUCCUCGACACUUGUCUAAGUGUCAGACUAAGAGAUUCAGAGUUUGGUGUGCUAAUGCUGACCAAACCCAGAAGAUGACUGUAUCGGUAACAGGAGCUACAGGGUUUAUAGGUAAAAGAUUGGUGGAAAGAUUGCAAGCAGAUAAUCAUCAAAUUUGUGUCUUGACACGUUCAAGAUCUAAAGCUCAAUUAAUAUUUCCCGCCAACAUCUUCCCUGGAAUUGUGAUUGUGGAGGAGCCAGAGUGGAAAGAUUGUAUUCAGGGUUCUACUGCUGUUGUAAAUUUAGCCGGAAUGCCUAUAAGUACAAGAUGGUCCUCAGAGAUCAAGAGAGAGAUCAAGCAAAGCAGGGUUAGAGUCACUUCAAAGGUUGUAGAAUUAAUUAAUGGGUCACCAGAAGGAGUUCGGCCCUCUGUGUUGGUUAGCGCAACAGCUGUUGGUUAUUAUGGGUCCAGUGAAACACAAGAAUUUGAUGAACAUGGCCCAUCAGGAAAUGAUUACUUGGCUGAGGUCUGUAAAGAGUGGGAAGGGACGGCGCUAAAAGUGAACAAGGAUGUAAGAUUAGCACUUAUUCGCAUUGGAGUUGUUCUUGGUAAAGAUGGUGGUGCUUUAGCUAAGAUGAUCCCUCUCUUUAUGAUGUUUGCUGGCGGACCUCUGGGCUCUGGCAAACAAUGGUUUUCAUGGAUUCAUCUGGAUGACAUAGUGAACCUAAUAUAUGAAGCUCUAUCAAAUCCAUCUUAUCAAGGAGUUAUCAAUGGAACUGCACCGAACCCUGUUCGAUUAGCAGAGAUGUGUGACCAUCUGGGCAAUGUCAUGGGGCGACCAUCAUGGCUGCCUGUGCCCGACUUUGCCCUGAAGGCUAUUCUGGGAGAAGGUGCUUCUGUGGUUUUGGAAGGGCAAAGGGUGGUGCCUGCUAAAGCCAAAGAAUUGGGUUUCUCAUUUAAAUACUCCUACGUCAAGGAUGCACUUAAAGCCAUUCUCUCUUGAGGACCACCUGAGAAAUGGCACUCAUUGCAUCAACAUUGUUUAUUUUUUAAGAUUGAGAAUCCCAAGCUUCAUCUGUAUCAUAUGAACAAGAGAUUUCGAUGUUACGUUGUAAUUUAGGCAAGACUAACGAGGGUCCUUUUGUUUUUUUUAUUAAUCCCUUUUUGUUGUUUUUCUUUAUAUUAUUCUUUUAAGAACACUUGUAUGCUGCAUAUCUACAGCAAAUAAACACACUUUAUUUCUUGUGAA
Messenger RNA from Mangifera indica (mango), 1511 nucleotides. Its product is annotated as epimerase family protein SDR39U1 homolog, chloroplastic. Bases 219 to 1265 code for a protein of 348 amino acids. The record is from RefSeq and is a predicted model, not a curated record. NCBI's taxonomy places the organism in Eukaryota, Viridiplantae, Streptophyta, Magnoliopsida, Sapindales, Anacardiaceae. The transcript has 13 exons.